CGUUGGAGGAGGCAACGCCGAAAGAAGCUGUUGCGUCGCCUCCCGCCCCCCCCUCCAUGAGCUUCCUCCCAUCCGUCGAUCCUCCGUCGCCGCUCUGAUCGUUUUGGGAUCUAGCUUGGACGAUUUGUGUGUUCAACGAUGGGAGUCUCGGUGGACAACAUUCGGGGUCUCGUGCUGGCCCUAUCGUCGAGUCUUUUCAUCGGGUCAAGCUUCAUCGUGAAGAAGAAAGGGCUCAAAAGGGCCGGGGCGCAUGGCGUCAGAGCAGGUUCGGGAGGGUUCUCAUACUUGUACGAGCCUCUCUGGUGGGUUGGGAUGCUUACUAUGAUACUUGGUGAGGCAGCUAACUUUGCUGCCUAUGCAUUUGCUCCGGCAAUUCUUGUAACUCCUUUAGGAGCACUGAGUAUAAUUGUCAGUGCAGUGCUAGCUCAUUUCUUUUUAAACGAGAAACUGCAUAUAUUUGGCAUCCUUGGGUGUGUUCUUUGUGUGGUUGGUUCUGUUAGUAUUGUUUUGCAUGCUCCAAUAGAGAAAGAUAUUGAAUCAGUUAAGGAAGUUUGGUACCUUGCCACUGAACCAGGGUUUAUCGUUUAUUUCUGUGUGGUCAUGAUCUUGGUUGUUUUUCUCAUCGUCCACCUAGUUCCACGUUAUGGGCAAACAAAUUUGGUGGUAUAUGUUGGAAUUUGCUCACUCAUGGGUUCCCUGACGGUUAUGAGUGUAAAAGCAGUGGGCAUUGCGUUAAAGCUAACAUUAUCGGGAAUGAAUCAAUUUGUCUAUGCUCAGACCUGGUUUUUUACAGUUGUUGUAGCAAUCUGUUGUCUCAUGCAGAUGAAUUAUCUGAACAAGGCACUCGACACCUUCAAUACUGCUGUGAUAUCCCCAGUCUACUAUGUGAUGUUCACUACUCUCACCAUAUUGGCUAGCAUGAUCAUGUUUAAGGAUUGGGCCUCCCAGAAUGCUUCCCAGAUAGUCACUGAGAUAUGUGGGUUCGUUACAAUACUCUCUGGUACUUUCCUUCUCCACAAGACAAUGGACAUGGGAGAAAGUACUCCCAUGGAAACAAUAGCCCUGAGUGACUCCUAGAAAUUCAAACAAGUAAUUCAUCCUUGCUUCGGUCAUUGAUCGAUCAAGUUUCAGCAUCAAAUUACUCCAUCAAAUCAGAUCGUCCCACUGAAACUCCUGUGCAACUCUUUCCUGA
Musa acuminata subsp. malaccensis (wild Malaysian banana) is the source of this 1192-nucleotide messenger RNA. Its product is annotated as probable magnesium transporter NIPA2. NCBI's taxonomy places the organism in Eukaryota, Viridiplantae, Streptophyta, Magnoliopsida, Zingiberales, Musaceae. Gene Ontology annotation, cellular component: membrane. The record is from RefSeq and is a predicted model, not a curated record. Gene Ontology annotation, molecular function: magnesium ion transmembrane transporter activity. Gene Ontology annotation, biological process: magnesium ion transport.